Molecule: messenger RNA, 1030 nt
Organism: Fundulus heteroclitus (mummichog)
Lineage: Eukaryota; Metazoa; Chordata; Actinopteri; Cyprinodontiformes; Fundulidae
Gene: cldn23.1
Product: claudin 23a
Exons: 1
Coding region: 21-881 (286 amino acids)
Biological process (GO): cell adhesion; bicellular tight junction assembly
Cellular component (GO): bicellular tight junction; plasma membrane
Molecular function (GO): structural molecule activity
Source: RefSeq, a predicted model, not a curated record
AUUACGAACAAACAACAACCAUGCCGUCGUUCGGGUCGUAUUUCAGAAGAAGAGACACAGAAUGGAUCCGGACAUCCUUGCGCACGCCGGGGAUCCUGAUCUUCGGGAUGGUGAUGGCUCCCUGCGGAUGGGUGCUGACCCUUGUCACUACCGUGGCCCCGAACUGGAGGACCCUCCAAGGCUUCCUCAACGCGCCACCGGAUCGGGUCAUCGAGCAAGGGAUCUUCGACGUCUGCAUUGCCGCCACGGCCACGGAGAGGCAGCAGUGUGACCAACAGGACACCACUUACUUCGCCAACGACAUCAUAGAGAUCGCUCAAGGCAUGAUGCUGGGCUCCCUGAUCGUGUGUCUGGUGGGGAUCGCCGUGGCCAUCCCGGGGGUGCGCUGCUGGAGAGACAGGCCCCAGUGGGCGGUCUGCACGUUCGCCGGCUUUCUCAUCUUCGUUGCGGGUGUCCUGACCAUCAUCCCGGUCUCCUGGUACACGCACAUCAUCAACGACGUCACAUCGGGCACCGAUCGGAUAGAUGUCCGCCCCGGCUACUGCCUCGUCCUGGGCUUCAUCGGCGGCAUAUUCGAGGUCCUGGGUGGCUUCGUGAUGGGCCUCGGUUGCUGCCGCUGCUGCGGCGGGAAGAACCGCGGAGAGAGGCCGAUCGAGGAGGUCCUGGGCUCGAGGGCGAGGGGCCAGCCGAAAAGCGAGCCGAGACGCGUGGAGGUGCCGAGCCUGAGCCGCACCAGGAGCGUCGCCCCCAGCAGCAUCCCGGAGUCCUACAAGGAGUCCGUCGAUGAUGAUGUGUCCUUCCCACGGGCCAAGAGCCCCGCGGCCCGCUCAGGGGCCAGCAACCCCUCCUUCAACGGGAGGCCCUACGAUGCUGAUCUAUGAGGCGCAUCAUCUGGGGAGGAGACGGGAGUCAGAGACAUAAUAUGCAGGGGGGGAAGAGGAGAAGGUUGGGCACAUGAAAUGAUGAAGAGUAUUGUAGUUUUAAAAUAGGCAAUGCACCCAGUAUAAAAGUUACAUUUGUUGUAUUCGGA